CCUGAGACUCAGAUAGUCACACACCAUAUCAUCCACAGAUCCUGUCCCCCGCCUGUCCCAGGGGAUGCCCUCCUAUGCUCCUUUACGACUGGAGGCCUCUUCCCACGUUCUCAUGCAUGAUGGACCCCAGUGCCAACUAAAGACCUGAGUGUUCUUCGAGUGCCAGACGAGGGCCUCCUGUCUCCACAGAACAGGGUUGGGGGAGAACAAGAGGACAGAGGACUGUGGCUGGGGCGGGCCCGGCACAACUCUGAUCUCACUCAUCUUUUGAUUCCUCUGGGAGGGCUGAGGUCUGAUGGCUUCUACUCCAAGGGGACAGGAGUGAAAGAGAGCUGUGGGUGGGGUCCCAGAGCCCCUGGGAACCAGAGGGGAGGCUGGCUUGAGCUGUUCCCUAGCGACCCAUCCCCACCACAGUCCCGCCUCCCUCCGCUUCCCCUUCUCCAUAUCCACCCCUUCUGACCACCACCAGCAGGCCCAGAAGAGAAGGGGUGUUAGCGAGCCGCUCACACAUCGGCCUCAGUCCUCAGUCCACUUGCACAAGGGCGUGGAGGGCUGGGCUGGACUGUGUCCAGGCUCUUUGCGAGAAGAGUGGCAGUGGGAAGAAGAGACUCACACAAACCCCGUGUUCCACCUGCUGGAUGAGCAGGCCUGCCACUGCCAGGAUGGCCACACAGGAGUCAGCGCCGGGGUGGGAUUCCCCCCUGGUGGAAAGGGGCAGGCAUAGGGCCCAGACCCAAAGCAGGGUGCCUUGGGAGGACAGUGUGGAAGUGACGGCCAGGCCUCUGGCUCUGCGGCCCAACUGCUUCCACCCAGUACCACGUCUUCUAUGGUGGGAACCUGGCUGGACCCAAUGCAGGAUUUCUGGGAGCCCACGCCCUUUCCCUCUUUCAGGAUGCGGCUGGCCUCUCCGCGUGUCAUCUGGCCUGGGUCGCACCUGGGAGGCCCUGCCUACCUUCCCCAGGUCCAGCUGCAACAUCUGGGGCCCAGGAGGGCAGAGCUGGAAGCGCCAGUUCCAGAGCUCCUGCCGGCUCUAGAGCCAGAGCAAGGGCCAGCUCCGGGGCCAGAGGCAGCUCCAGCUGUAGUUCCACCGUCCGCGCCGGAGCUGGAGGCAGCCUCACCACCGGCAGCCUCACCUCCAUCGGCCUCUCCAGGGCCGGAGCGAGCGCCAUCAGCUUCAGCCCCAGUGCCAGCUUCUGAGCUGGAGCAAGAUGCGCCAUUGACUUUUGGACGAACUCUGCCUCCAGCUGCCGAAGUCACCGCAGAAGUGAGCGCCGAGCUGAGAGAGGAGAGGCCUAAGCUGCUGGACUUCCCUCCGAAGCUGGUGGCCGAGCAGCUGACGCGGAUGGAUGCGGAGCUGUUCAAGAAGGUGGAGCCCCGCCACUGCCUGGGUUUUGUGUGGUGCCAGCGGCCCAAUGGGAGCAAGGAGUACCUGGCUCCCACCGUUGGGGCCACUAUCAACCAGUUUCUUCACGUGUCCCGCUGUGUCAUCACGACGUGCCUUGGGGACCUCAGCAUGACGGCCCAGGACAGGGCCAGAGUCGUCGAGCUGUGGAUUCAGGUGGCCAAGGUAAGUAGUGGCAGGGCCCAGGGAGCCCCUCCCUGGAGUCAGGGGGACUGCCCCUUCUCCUCUCGCAGCUUUCAGCCUUGAAGUCGGUGGUCUGGGCCUCGGCAAAGUCCGAGGCCCCUUGCUGCCAAGGGCCUGCUGACCUUGAGUGCUGGUCCCAGUGGUGGGAAGCUCCCUUCCCGCCCUGGGUUGA
Molecule: messenger RNA, 1757 nt
Organism: Equus quagga
Lineage: Eukaryota; Metazoa; Chordata; Mammalia; Perissodactyla; Equidae
Product: ral guanine nucleotide dissociation stimulator-like
Exons: 3
Coding region: 827-1648 (273 amino acids)
Biological process (GO): positive regulation of GTPase activity; Ras protein signal transduction
Cellular component (GO): plasma membrane
Molecular function (GO): guanyl-nucleotide exchange factor activity
Source: RefSeq, a predicted model, not a curated record